This is a messenger RNA of Plasmopara halstedii, 1713 nucleotides long. RefSeq names its product dna photolyase. NCBI's taxonomy places the organism in Eukaryota, Oomycota, Peronosporomycetes, Peronosporales, Peronosporaceae. Gene Ontology annotation, molecular function: FAD binding; DNA binding. Bases 1 to 1713 code for a protein of 570 amino acids. Gene Ontology annotation, biological process: circadian regulation of gene expression; entrainment of circadian clock by photoperiod. Gene Ontology annotation, cellular component: nucleus; cytoplasm. The record is from RefSeq and is a predicted model, not a curated record. The transcript has a single exon.
AUGAAGGUACUCGUGUGGUUUCGUCGUGACUUGCGUCUUCAUGACAAUUUGGCGCUUCAUGCAGCACUACAGCAUAUUGAAAAGCAUAAGAAUAAGGACGAUGUUGAGUUUAUUCCACUCUACAUUACACAUCGUCCGCAGAUCAUGCGUUGUGGUGCACAUCGAUUUCAAUUUGUGUUGGAAAGUGUGGAAGAUUUGUCACGAGCGUUAGAAGAACGUGGUUCAAAACUUGUUGUAGCAAAAGGUGAUGGAUUGCAAGUGCUUCAACGUCUUUUACCGGCGUGGAGUAUCACACACUUGUUUUUUGAUAGAGUUUGUGAACCUUAUGCAGUCGAACGAGACAAUCGAGCGUUGGAAUUAGCCAAGAGUUUGGGUAUUAAGACACAUGUGACAAAUGGAUACAAUUUAUAUGAUCUCGAUCAAGUGAUUUCGAGUCAAUCAAACAAAGCUCCGAAAACAUAUCGAGCAUUUUUGAAAGCUGUAGGAGAGCAGUCUUUGCCUUCUGAACCUCUUCCAACACCGGAAAAAUUGCCUUCUCCCAUGAGAAAACAUCAUGAAUUGUAUCAACAGGUGGUUGAGUACUGGAACAAUUGUGAAAUGUCUGAUGAUAGGGAGAAAGAAGAUGAUCCGAAGGAGAAAAAGAAGCAAAUUGAACAGAUUGCUGGGCCAAAGCAUGACUUUACCGUACCAGAUUUGGCAUUCUUUGAUUAUGAAACCCCAGAGAAACAUUCAUUUAUUUACGGUGGUGAACAAAAAGCGCUGAAGACACUUGACAAUUAUUGUAAGGACGAAGAUCGCGUAGCUCGCUUUGAAAAACCCAAGACAUCACCUGCGCAACCACCACCUACGCCGUCGACUACAGUUUUAAGUCCUUAUAUGUUUUAUGGAUGCCUUAGUCCACGGACUUUUUAUCAUCGAGUGCAAGAUAUCCAGAAACGUCGUAAAAAAGGAUCACAACCACCUGUGAGCUUAAUCGGCCAACUCCUUUGGCGUGAUUUCUAUCAUUGUCAUGGCCAUGAUAAUCCGUAUUUUGAUAAGAUGGAGGAAAGCCCAACGUGUUUGCAAGUUAACUGGCGAUACCACACGAUUCCAGAAAAUGAAGAAGAAAUGAGUGACGAUGAAAAGCUUGCUCGCUCACAAUUUGAAGCGUGGAGAGAUGGACGGACUGGAUUUCCGUGGAUCGAUGCUAUUAUGAUUCAGCUUAAGGAAGAAGGUUGGAUGCAUCAUUUAGCCCGUCACGCAGUUGCGUGUUUCUUGACGCGAGGAGAUCUUUAUAUCUCGUGGGUACGCGGACUCGAGGUUUUUCAAGAACGACUGAUUGAUCACGAUUGGAGUGUGAAUGCUGGAAAUUGGCUUUGGCUUAGCAGCAGCUACUUCUUUACAUCCUACUUUCGCGUCUACUCUCCAAUUUCUUUUGGUAAAAAGUCAGACCCUGAAGGUCUCUUUAUCAAAAAGUACAUUCCAGCUUUGAAAAAAUUUCCCGCCAAGUAUAUUUAUGAGCCCUGGAAAGCUCCUAAAAGUAUUCAGCAGGAUGCUGGGUGCGUUAUUGGAAAAGAUUAUCCAACUCCAAUUGUAGAACAUAAAAGCGCGAUGCAACGAUGCAAAGAAGGCAUGAAGAUGUCGUAUGCUAAUAAGGAGUAUGGUACUCCACCUUCUAACAAGUCGAAUCGUCGCUCAAAGAAGCGUCAACGAGAGGAUUCGGAUGAAGAGUGA